AUGAACAAAGAUGAACAAAAAAGAUUUGCAUUAACCUUACACUUGUAUAGUGGUAAAGGUUACCAAUUUUUAAAAUCGCAAGGCUUGCAUUUGCCACAUAAGCGAACAUUAUCAAGGUGGCUGGAAUCAGUAGAUGGAGAGCCAGGCCUCAAUCGGGCUAUGUUAACUUUUCUAGAAAAAAAACCGGAUGCCAAACGAUGGGUCUUGAGAUCCUCUCUGAACUUCGCAAGUGAUGGAGAAGUAGCCAGAGAAGUAGGUAGAGAGUUCCAGAGAAAAGGACCAGAAAAAGCAAAAGCAGAUUUGGCAAAAGAGUGUUUAACACGAGUUAAGAAGCGAGAACAAGAAGACGAUCGUAAACCAGGGCGUUUAGAAGAAAACCAAGAUAGACAAGAAUCAGUAAUAUUAAAAGAAAGAUGCAGCAGUCUCAAGAGAAUAGUAUGGUCAAGAGUAUCACAAGCUGAAGAAAAGUCAAGAACAAGAAGAAGAAGCAGAGUGAGGGAUAACAGUGCAACUUGCAAUUUUGGAAAUUAG
Helobdella robusta is the source of this 531-nucleotide messenger RNA. RefSeq lists its product as hypothetical. The record is from RefSeq and is a predicted model, not a curated record. The coding region runs from base 1 to 531 and encodes 176 amino acids. The transcript is spliced from 5 exons. NCBI's taxonomy places the organism in Eukaryota, Metazoa, Annelida, Clitellata, Rhynchobdellida, Glossiphoniidae.